AUGCGCUCAAAUUGUGUAGGACAUUUGGGGAACGACACAUUUAUUGCGGCUACUCGCGAUGAAACGGAUAAUAUGUUUCUUGUGACUGGUAAAUUGGUGGAGGAGCGCGUUACUCCCUAUCCACUAGCACGGCGAGUGCGAUUUAUUCCUCUCAGCGAAAUUAUGCCAGCAAUGAAUGAUGAAGAGGGAGAAGAAGAAGAAGAAGAAAAUAGCACACCAGCAGCAGAAGCAGCAUUAUUAAGAACACCAUCACCACCAGCAGCAGCGACAACGAAAAAUGAAUCUGAACGAAGUGAUUUGAAAAAUAUGCGACAUAGCUUUCACACUUCAUUUGAUGGUAAAUUUGUUGCUGCCAUCAGCAAUGGACAGUUGAUGCAUUAUUUAAUUGAUGUGAUGAGUGCUCGCGUGAGUGAGUUCAGAACAAAAGAGUGUGUUAUCAGUGUUGCUUGGCAUCCAACGAGUAACGCACAUUUACUUUUGCUGCUGGCGACCGGAUCACUUCUUGUUAUUCGCGCUAAUAGUGCACGACUAAAUGUUCUUUUUGAGGAUGCCCGAGAAGUGAAUCUCACAGCUAUUAUCGCCGACUUCAAGGAUUACGUUUUUACUGGAAAUGAUCCUACUCUUACAACUGAACUGGAGGAUCCUCGAGGGCGUAAACGUACUCUGAUGUCUGAAGUGUCAUUGGAAAGAAUUGAACAGAAAUCUCCUGCUAAAAUGAUUACACAAUCCAAAGCGAAAAAAAGCACAUCACGAUCAUCCUCAUCCUCAUCGUCAUCUUCUUCAUCUUCUUCUUCUUCCUCUGUUACGGUUGCUGGUGUCCCUGAUGAUAUUUCCCCUCUUCCCGGUGUUCCAUCGUCUCCUGCGCCUCAGACGGAGGCGAUGUCCUCUGCGCUGGUGCACGUGCCAUUCAUGAGUGAUGGAGUUUCGGUAAUGGCGAUGUCUGUUAUUCCCGCAACCCGCAGUCUCCCUGUGAUGUUGUUGUUGUUAACUCGCAGUGGCGACGUCUUUUCCAUGAAACUCAGUGACGAUGGAUUGCCGGCGUCGUUGGGAAAAGAAUACGACGGUCGCGUUGAGACUAUUUUGGGCGAACAACCUGAAAAGCCCCGCGAUAUUGGUCCAUCUCCAUGUCUACAUUACUUAAUACGGGGUGGGACAUCAUGCUCAGGUUACGCCGAGCAGCCACUCGCUAUUGGAUCAGCGAUGAUAGAUGAAGACGUUGGAAGAUAUAUUGUCUUUGUGCUCUUCAGUAGCGGUGUACUGCGUGGUAGUUGGUUCAAUGAACCGGAUCUGCUUUGUCAUGAUCUCAAGAGGCAGCAGAUGGAUAUUUCCAUCGCCCUUGACGCUGCCCUAUCACCAGAGUAUUUAUUACCCACUCGUGUUCUUCCCUGUAUGACGCAUCUUGUUGGAGUGCAAACUUGUGGAAAUACAACUUUAAUUCGCUACGAUGAUGCAGCGUAUCUCUGUGUGUGGCCUAUGUGGUCUCGCAAAGCAGCAGGAUGGGUGUAUCGCGAAGUUGGUACGAUUGGAUGUCAGCGACUGCCUGUUAUUGGACGCAGUGCGGCAAUUCCUGAACCCAUCGCAUUACGACUACCGUAUGAUGUAACAGAUGCAGGUGUGUCCAUUGGUGUAAAUGAUAUUCUUAUCUUUCCAGAAGUAGCUACAAAGUCUGAACCAUGUAGACGCUCAAAACCAAUGCUUGUAAAGAUUUCUAGUAUUAUACUAGCCGCACUUUUCGCACGGGGAGAAGAGUAUUCUCUGACGUUUGAUGACCCUGAUGAUCCUGUUUCUUCUACUUCUUGUGGUGUUGGUGUUGUUGGUGGUGGUGGUGGUGGUGAUAGUAGUAAUAGUACGACUGGUACUGGUGAUGGGAAAGAAAAGAUUGAGAGUAGUGCGCAUCAUCGGCGACUUCAAAAACUACUUGAAAUGACGGCUGAAUCUUUUAAUCUGUGGAUCUGUGGUUAUCCACAUGAUGCUAUAGAUAGUAAAACCGCCGUGUUGGCACAGGGUGUGAAGGAUAUUCACGAAGUAAUGCAAAAACGUCAUAUGGACUUGCAGAGAAGAGAGGGACAACUCGCCAAUCGUGUACGUCAUUUAAUGGAGAAACAACAACAAAUGACAGAAGAUAUUGCACACUCGCAGCAUAUUGUACGCGAGGCGUUCAUGCAUCGCCGUGGAGUCGACUCACUCUAUGCAGCCAACACAACGUUUGGUAAAAUUCACAAAUUAUUAAAUGAAUUGGAAGCUCUUGUGGUGCAGCGAAAAACGAACAAGGUGAAGGAUAACCAAUUGUUAGUUUGUGAGGGAGAGAAGACAUGCACAGAAUCACACGAAUGA
Messenger RNA from Trypanosoma theileri, 2334 nucleotides. RefSeq lists its product as uncharacterized. The record is from RefSeq and is a predicted model, not a curated record. The coding region runs from base 1 to 2334 and encodes 777 amino acids. The transcript has a single exon. NCBI's taxonomy places the organism in Eukaryota, Euglenozoa, Kinetoplastea, Trypanosomatida, Trypanosomatidae.